This is a messenger RNA of Closterium sp. Naga37s-1, 1092 nucleotides long. The record is from the annotation of a GenBank genome assembly. Lineage: Eukaryota; Viridiplantae; Streptophyta; Zygnematophyceae; Desmidiales; Closteriaceae.
AUGUCGGGUUUGUGGAAGGACGAAGAUUUCCAAAAAUGGGCGCUCGACGUGUACACGCUCGACAAGUACGGCAUCAAGAUGCGGACCAACCCCUCGAUGUCGAGAGCAACGGACAUAUCCUCUCACCUCAACACCAAGCACCUCAUCACGCAACUUCGGGCCGAGAUAAACCUCCACAAGGAGGAGGGAGGGAAAAAUGAAAUCCAGAUCAACCACCUCGAGAAGCAGGUCGAGUCAUUGGAGCGGGAGAAGAGCUCGAUGAAAGCUGAGUUGGAGGCCAAGACGGAGGCGUUCGCGCAACUACAGAAAGCGUUUGACGCAUUGAAGAAUACCGCGGCGGCAAGCGCAGCUGCAAAUGUGGGGGAGAGCAAGAGCGUGCCGCAGACGGCGACCGAGGAAGCCACCCCAGAUCCAGAGCAAGCCCAACAAGCAACGCCCUCUCGACAGAGCGUGGGCAGCCAGCUCGACCAGGCGUUCUUCGACGCGGUGGUGUGGCUGUGGUGCAAUUGCGAGACCGUGCGGAAGGCGUGGUCGUACUGGGACGGGGCAAUCCCACUGAACAACGGGCAUAGUCUUCGACAGGCUUACAUGAGGGGCUUCGCCGUCAAGUUCUGCAAGUUCACACCGACUCCACCCCCCGUAACCCCCGAAAAGGAGGCCCAGCCAAAAGAAAAUCCACCAACCGCAAAAGCUAUCGAGACGAAAAUGCGGAAAAUGGAGGCUGUCAUGAAGGCCGUCGAGCAUUUCCGGAUCGACGACAGCAGUGCGGCUACGUCGACGGUCAUCGAAAAGCUGGACUCAAUUGUGAAGGGCCACUCGAUCAACAUGCUUUUGGAGGGCAUCAUUCUCAAGGAGGAUUGUGGGAGGCAGCUCACGGAAAAGCGCAAAGUCGAGUCUGCAGAGGAAAACUGGAAGGACAAACAACGCCUCAGAAUCACUCUGGAGCUCAUUCGCGCCGAGCUCCAAACCGCAGAAUGGGCGGAGAAGGUGUUCAGCAAGGAGAAAUGGAAAGAGUUCACGGCAACAACUGGCGCGCGGCCUAGUUCGACGCGGCCUAGUUCGACGGGCAACCGUGACGAGGGGGGACCCUAA